AUGGCCAAGAACAAGAAGGGAGAGCUUGAUGAUCUCAAGCAGGAGGUCAAGAUGGAUGAACAUCAGAUCCCGAUCGACCAACUCGUUGCUCGUCUCGGUACUGACCUGGAAAAUGUGAGAGACGGCAGAUAAUCAUGUUCAAUUCAUGUGGCUGAUUUAAUAAAUAUUAUUUUAGGGUCUGACCACAGCUAAGGUCGAAGAAGUGUUGGCCAGAGAUGGACCAAACGCCCUUUCUCCACCCAAGACUACUCCAGAAUGGAUCAAGUUCUGUAAGAACUUGUUCGGAGGUUUUGCCAUGCUGCUGUGGGUUGGUGCCGUCCUUUGCUACAUCGCUUUUGCCGUCGACUACUUCAGUAUGGAGCAUCCCGCCUUCGACAACUUAUAUCUUGGCCUGGUCUUGAUGAGUGUCGUCAUCAUCACCGGUUGUUUCCAAUACUACCAAGAAAGCAAGUCCUCCAAGAUUAUGGAAUCCUUCAAGUCCAUGGUCCCAACCUUUGCUUUGGCCUACCGUAACGGCGAGAAGGUCCAAGUUCCGACCGAAAAGCUGGUGGUUGGUGAUGUCGUUGAGGUCCGUGGUGGUGACCGUGUCCCUGCCGAUAUCCGUGUCAUCUACGCCAUGGGAUUCAAGGUGGACAACGCGUCGUUGACUGGUGAAUCUGAGCCCCAAUCUCGUUCUCCCGAAUGCACCAACGAGAAUCCUCUGGAGACCAAGAACAUUGCCUUCUUCUCCACCAAUGCUGUUGAAGGUACCGCCAAGGGUAUUGUAAUCUACACUGGUGACCGAACCGUCAUGGGAAGAAUUGCUCAUUUGGCCGCUGAUUUGGACGCUGGAAUGACCCCGAUUGCCCGUGAAAUUGAGCAUUUUAUCCAUUUGAUUACUGGUGUCGCUGUCUUCCUGGGUGUCUCCUUCUUCAUCAUCGCCUUCGCCUUGGGCUACCAUUGGCUUACCGCCGUUGUCUUCUUGAUUGGUAUCAUUGUCGCUAACGUACCUGAAGGUAGGUAUAAUUUUAUUUAUCUAGGCGUUCAAUUUAGAUGCUAUGAUUAUUAUCAAAUAUUUGUGUUUAGGUCUUAUUGCCACUGUCACCGUCUGUUUGACCUUGACUGCCAAACGUAUGGCCGCAAAGAACUGUUUGGUCAAGAACUUGGAAGCCGUCGAGACCCUCGGCUCCACUUCCACCAUUUGCUCUGAUAAGACUGGUACCCUCACCCAGAACCGCAUGACCGUCGCCCACACCUGGUUCGACCAGACAAUUGCCAACUGCGAUACGACUGAGAACUACGUCGGCGGAGAAAGCAAACAACGCGGCGAGACCGAGAAGGCUUUGCUCCGAGUUGCCGCCCUCUGUAACCGCGCCGAAUUUAAGCCUGGCCAGACGGAUGUCCCAAUCCUCAGACGUGAUUGCACUGGUGACGCCUCUGAGAUUGCUCUCCUGAAAUUCACCGAACUCCAACUCGGAAAGAUCACCCAAUACAGACAGAAGAACCCCAAGAUUGCUGAGAUUCCAUUCAACUCGACGAACAAAUUCCAAGUCUCCGUCCAUGAGACUGAUGACGGACAUCCUGGAUAUCUUCUGGUCAUGAAAGGAGCCCCAGAAAGAAUCCUCGACCGUUGUUCCACCAUUUUGCUUAAGGGUGAAGAGAAGCCCUUGGAUGAACAUCUUCGUCAUCACUUCAAUGAUGCUUACUUGGAUCUUGGCGGACUUGGCGAACGUGUUCUGGGUUUCUGCGACUUCAGACUGGACGUUGACAAGUUCCCUAAGGGCUUCAAGUUCGAUGUUGAAGAGGUCAACUUCCCAAUCACUGGACUCAGAUUCGUUGGUCUCAUGUCCAUGAUUGAUCCUCCCCGUGCUGCUGUCCCAGAUGCCGUUGCCAAGUGCAGAUCUGCCGGUAUUAAGGUAAGAUUACUUUUAAUGAGAUGUUUAAUGCACAACAAAUAUUAUUAUCUGGUUGUUUUCAGGUUGUCAUGGUCACUGGUGACCAUCCUAUUACCGCUAAAGCCAUUGCCAAAUCCGUCGGAAUCAUCUCGGAGAACUCCGAAACCGUCGAAGACAUUGCCAUGCGCAAGGGCGUUCCAGUCGAACAUGUUCAUCCCACUGAAGCCAAGGCCGCCGUCCUUCACGGAUCGGAUCUUCGUGAGAUGACCUCCGAUCAAUUGGACGAGUUCAUUGCCCACCACAACGAAAUUGUGUUUGCCCGAACAUCUCCUCAACAAAAGCUGAUGAUUGUUGAAGGUUUCCAACGUCAAGGCCAGAUUGUCGCUGUCACUGGUGACGGUGUGAAUGACUCCCCAGCUCUCAAGAAAGGUAAGGAAUUUUUUUUACGAUUGGGAUUCUUCUUUUCCAAAUUCAUUGCUCUCUUCAAUUCCCCUUUUCCUUUUUCGCACAGAUGCGACAGUUUGUCGCGGGUGCGACAUCGCGACAUCCGAAUUCAGUCUUGAGCUCACAAUCUGUGCACUGUGCACUUUUUCAACUCGAAGAGGGAGUGUGUGCGCAGUGAUUACGGAAGAGAAAAAGAGUGUUUGCAUGCACAGUGCGAUUGCAUUGAGAGUUCGUUUUGCGAAAUGGAGAUUUGGGUGAACAAUGCUUUGCGACAGAUUGUCGCGCUAGCGACAAGCAUUUUUGGCGCAAAUCAGCGGCAGGAUUGCAUUCUCGCGUUUGUCGCGGUUUCCCUUUCUGUCGCAACAGUUGUUUUGGUUUCAAAAAUUGCACUGUGCAUGUUUUCAACCCGAAGAGUGAGUGUGUGCCCGAUGAUGACAGAAGAGAAAAAGAGUUAUCAAUCGCACGGUGCGGUUGAGAGUUCACUUGGAAAAGGAAAAUUUCCCGAUUUUUUGCACAGUGCGAAAUUUCAAAAGAAAAAAUCAGCAAAAAUGGGGUGCAGAACUGGAAAUGCAGACUUCAAAUCUUACAUUUUUAGCCGAUAUUGGAGUUGCCAUGGGUAUCACUGGAUCCGAUGUCUCCAAGCAAGCCGCUGACAUGAUUCUUCUUGAUGACAACUUCGCUUCCAUCGUUGUCGGUGUUGAAGAAGGUCGUCUUAUUUUCGACAAUCUCAAGAAGUCGAUUGCUUACACCCUCACCUCCAACAUCCCUGAGAUUUCGCCUUUCUUGACCUACAUUCUCUUCGGUAUUCCUCUUCCUUUGGGUACGAUCACCAUCUUGUGUAUUGAUUUGGGUACUGACAUGGUCCCUGCCAUCUCUCUGGCCUACGAAGAAGCUGAAUCCGACAUCAUGAAGCGUAGUCCUCGUGAUCCACAACACGACAAACUUGUCAACGAGCGUUUGAUUUCGUUGGCCUACGGUCAAAUUGGUAUGAUUCAAGCUUCGGCUGGUUUCUUCACCUAUUUCUGGAUCAUGGCUGACAAUGGAUUUAUGCCAUCCAGGCUCUACCAACUCCGUUCGGAAUGGGACUCCAUGGCUGUCAACAAUGUUCAAGACAGUUAUGGACAAGAAUGGGUAUGCUUUCGGUUAUGUGAAGUGGUUUAUGUUCUGCUCAACAUUCAGAGAUUGAAUAAAAAUAAUGUGUUUUUAUUUUAGGCCUACCAAGACCGUAAGAUCCUGGAGUACACCUGCCAGACCGCUUACUUCGUCGCCAUUGUCAUUGUGCAAUGGGCCGAUCUGAUCAUCUCCAAGACCCGCCGUAACUCCUUGGUACAACAGGGAAUGUCCAACUGGACGAUGAACUUUGGUUUGGUCUUCGAAACCGCUUUGGCUGCCUUCCUCUGCUACUGUCCCGGCCUUGACAAGGGUCUUCGCAUGUACGGCCUCCGUUUCAGCUGGUGGUUCCCAGCUCUUCCAUUCUCCAUCGUCAUCUUCAUCUACGAUGAAGUCCGUCGUUUCUUGAUCCGUCGCUAUCCUGGUGGAUGGGUCGAACGCGAGACCUACUACUAA
This is a messenger RNA of Bursaphelenchus xylophilus (pine wood nematode), 3884 nucleotides long. The record is from the annotation of a GenBank genome assembly. NCBI's taxonomy places the organism in Eukaryota, Metazoa, Nematoda, Chromadorea, Rhabditida, Aphelenchoididae.